GCGCGCUGCUGACGAAGCGCAGUCCUUACAGGUAUAAAGACCGGCCAACUUUGUAGGUCCCGACCAUCCCAAUUUCAGAAACAGUCUCCAGCCUUCAGUUAACACACAUCCGCUCGCAACUCGACAUGCUCGUCCUGACUCCUGUCUCCGCGUUCUCGUCUGGCUAUUACCCCUACCCGGUAGUCAGCCCCGUCUCCAUCCAGAACGACUACCUUGAGGCCGUCGCACUAGCUCGCGCCGAAGCGGUCCACCGCCUCAGGCAGCAAGAACUCAGGCGCAGGCAGAUCGAAGAGCACCAUCGCCAGGCUGCUUUCGAAGCUGUGUACCGGCAACAGGUUCUCCGUGAGCGCCAGCGCCGUCUUGCAUUCGCCCGGCAACGCGAGGAGGCGUACGUCCGCGCCCUCCUCGAGGCUCGGGAACACGAGCGUGCUGAGCAACUCAGGCUCCGUAGGGCGAGGGAGCAGCAGCUCCUGUCUGCGGUGUCUGGUUUCGGGUCGAUGGUCGACUUCGCUACUGAGGUAGUCGAACCAGAGAAGACUACAUCUCAGGUACCUCGCGCAUCCCCGCAGCCAUCGAUCUCUCAACCUAGUCGCGUACCCUCGCCAGUCUCGUCCGCUCGUGAGCGUCUCCAGCAGCGCCUCGAGCGUGAGUCCGAUCCCGAUGUUCGCGGUGCCGUCGAAGCUCUCCUGUCCGUGUUCCUUGCGAAGAGCCAGAGCCCACCCGUGGAUCGUAAGGGCAAGGGCAAGGCCCGUGAAGAAGUUCCCUACCAGGCUCCCGUCGCCUCGUCUUCCACGACACGGGGUCCCCCUUCGUCUACUUCCGCAAGCCCUGCUCCAGCUGUGACAUCAUCGCGGCCCACUUCCGGCCGAUCCCUGAAGGAGGCUCUCCAGCAGCGCGUGCAGAACGAGGAAGACCUAGAGAUCAAGGAGUCGCUGAACAGCCUCUUCACGAAGCUCUACGGAACCCCCAAGGCGGCGCCUCAGCCUUCCACUGAGUCUGCCACACCUAGCGCGACCACCAGCGCGAAGUUCGAGGAUCGCGCAAUCAACGAAAGGACACAAUCCAAUUUUUCGGAGGCAUCUGCUACCGGAGUACCGAGCCACGACGGCGCCGACCUCCACCGCAACUCGGCGCUCCCACCCUCUGCCGCCGCCAAGAUCCUCGCGCUUCACCGCUCGCGUCGAGCACGGCGCACCUCGCUCGGCGCCAUCCAGGAGAUCGAGGACGCGCUGCACACGCUCCAGGCAUCUUUCGCCUUCCCCACACAGCUUGACUUCUCUCCCUCCGCUGACUCUGAGAACCAGAAGCAGCUCGGCGCGCAGAACGGGCUGAUGUAUACGUCGAACAACCGCGCGGUGCACUCGUACGAGCACGCGCUGAACGCGCUGCUCGAGCGCCUCGAUGCGGUGGACAGUCGAGGCGACCUGGAGGUGCGCGGAAGGAGGAAGGACGUCGUGAGGGAGGUGGAGAACGCGUUGAAGGAAGUCGAGCGAAGGGUGGAGGAGAGCAGGGAGCGGAGUCGCGAGAGGGAGGGCGCGCGGACCCCCUUGGCGGAGGCUCCUGCGGCUCAGGAGCCGGAGCCUGUGCCCGCUGUCGACCCGUCCUCGCAAGCCGACGCUACGGAGGACGUGCCAUCACCUGCUGUCGACCCCACGCCUGUCACCCAUAACGAUGCUCAGGAGUCCGCUAAUGACACGACCCACACAUCCGACGACGUGCCUGAGAACCUUCCUGCUCCUGAGACCCUCAGCAACCCGUCUUCGUUCUCUCAAGCUCCGGCAUCCCAUCCAUCCCCUCGUACCGUCGCCAACCUCUCGUAUGCUGCGUCCACUCUAGAUCUCCCGGUCGCGUCUGUUCUGUCCUCGCCCGCGGCUUCCUCUGUCGAGAGGCCUGUGCCCGAAGCUGCCUCUGAGGCGUCUCAAGAGCAAGACGCAACUCCUGUCACUGAACCGACCUCGCCACAGCCCGAGAAUGUCGCCGCCAGCACCGAAGCGCACUCCUCCCUCGUCAACACGCCCUCGGACUCUAACACAUCCGUGCACACCGAGGAAGACAAGGCCGAGACGUCCUCCGCCGCUGGCUCCGCUUCCUCCGAGAGCGGCGCUUUUCUCCUCUCGUCUCACCCGCUCCAAGACCCUCCCCGCAGAUCGCCGUUCGAGUCCCUAGACCGCGAGGAGCCGCAGGUCGUGACACUCGCUGAGGCCGAGCCUGAGGUGGACAACAGCUCGGAGUGGUCUGAAGUCGAGGCGUGA
This is a messenger RNA of Fomitopsis serialis, 2252 nucleotides long. RefSeq lists its product as uncharacterized. The transcript is spliced from 5 exons. Bases 126 to 2252 code for a protein of 708 amino acids. Gene Ontology annotation, molecular function: protein-folding chaperone binding. The record is from RefSeq and is a predicted model, not a curated record. NCBI's taxonomy places the organism in Eukaryota, Fungi, Basidiomycota, Agaricomycetes, Polyporales, Fomitopsidaceae.